Salvia splendens (bonfire salvia) is the source of this 912-nucleotide messenger RNA. RefSeq lists its product as uncharacterized. Lineage: Eukaryota; Viridiplantae; Streptophyta; Magnoliopsida; Lamiales; Lamiaceae. The record is from RefSeq and is a predicted model, not a curated record. The transcript has 3 exons. Gene Ontology annotation, molecular function: nucleic acid binding. Bases 1 to 912 code for a protein of 303 amino acids.
AUGGAGACAACUCAGAGAGAUACACGCACUAUAGGAGUGGACACCAAAAAUUUGAUAGCUCAAAGUCUUCUCCAACAAAGCUAUUCAGGUCAUCUACGACAUGGAGCUCUUAUAAAAGCUGCCCAACAGUUUGGAGUAUGCAAAAGGACACUUUACAGAAUCUGGGCAGAAGCAAAAGAGCAGAUGGAGCUUGGAGUACCUGUAAAUGUGCGAGAUCGUGUUAGAGGAUACAACCACAAAGAUAAAAUGCAGCUUGAUGUUAACAAGGUAAGACAACUAUGUAUGCUUGAAAGAUCUACCAUACGUAAGAUGGCUCGCAAACUUGAAAUUAGCAAGAGCACAUUAGGAAGGAUGAAGAAGGAGGAUCUGAUCAGACCACACACAAGUGCAGUUAAGCCAGUACUUACUGAUUUGAACAAAUUAGCACGGCUCAGAUGGGGUCUCAGCCAGAUUCAACCAAUCAGAAUCGAUGGUAAGCUUAAAUACAACACAAUGCACAAUGUAGUGCAUAUUGAUGAGAAAUGGUUUUACAUGACUAAGAGUUCAGAUAGAUACUACCUGCUGCCAGAUGAGGAUGAGCCAUAUAGAUCAUACCACACUUUACACAAGAUGGAGAAACCAUUUUUGAUGGAAAAUAAGGCAUAUUUCCUUUCACAACUAUGGAACCAGCAAAGAGGAAUUCAAAGAAUAGAGCAAAAGAUUAUACCAGCUAUCAAGUCUAAAUGGCCACCGAAUGUAUGCAAGGAGAUACUCAUUCAACAAGACAAUGCAAAGCCACAUAUUAGCCCCACUGAUUCAAAGUUUCAGGCAAUUGCAAACAAAGAUGGAUUCAAAUUCCAAAUCAUUUGCCAACCUCCUAAUUCUCCAGACACUAAUGUCUUGGAUUUGGGUUUUUUCACAGCAAUUCUGUAA